Messenger RNA from Asparagus officinalis (garden asparagus), 2255 nucleotides. Its product is annotated as glutamate dehydrogenase 1, mitochondrial. The record is from RefSeq and is a predicted model, not a curated record. Gene Ontology annotation, biological process: L-glutamate catabolic process. The transcript has 10 exons. NCBI's taxonomy places the organism in Eukaryota, Viridiplantae, Streptophyta, Magnoliopsida, Asparagales, Asparagaceae. Gene Ontology annotation, molecular function: L-glutamate dehydrogenase (NAD+) activity. Gene Ontology annotation, cellular component: mitochondrion. Bases 757 to 1992 code for a protein of 411 amino acids.
UGACUGUAUUCAUCCCUUGAAAAUAUUUAUAUCACGGAAAUAAUGGGCAUGAAGUGACAGCUCAUUUACUAAACGAACUACCAAUAAAUAGCCAUGUGGUGAUGCCCACCUUGCUAGUCCCAUCAAUAUGUGUGGAUCUCUCCACUCUUAUCUCUUGGUAAUUCAUUUGACAAAUUGAGCUUCUACCUCAUAUCCAUCAUUCCUUACUGUUACACCACCUCAAAAAUACUUUUUAUCCUCUUAAAAAAAAUUUCCUUCUCUCUCUUUAAAAAUAGGUUGGCAAAUUUUUUUUCUCUAAUCUAAAUGGUGGACCCAUUUAUCCAUUAUCAACCUUUGAUAAGCUCACCUCUUUAACUACUUCAAUCUUGGUCUGCCAUCUUUCACUUAAUCCAGACUGUAUGAGGUAAGUGAUACCUCAAGGUCACUGGAGGUGACCACACCCUGAUUUUGUCUUUGUUAUCAGGCUAUAUUGACUAAUAAAUAUUUAAUUGUAGGAUAGAUGUGCCAAUCUUCUGUUAUGUAUUAAUUUCUAAAAAGAUCAACAUGUGAUGCAUUGGCAUUAGCCUUACCAGAAUUUCCUGCUUUAUUUUUGUGAGCUUCCUCCCCCUUUCUUGGCAUCUCUCCUAUUUAUUUCAAGUGAAAGUCCCAUAACCAACUUCCUCCUGUUCAUAGGUUUUUCUUUGCAUUAAAGUCGAGAUUGCAGCAGCAAUUUAUUUUCCGCCCUUGUGGGUAGUGAUCAGGCUCUGAAGAGGAACUAUGAAUGCACUAGCGGCCACCAGUAGGAACUUCAAGCAGGCAGCUAAGCUGUUGGGAUUGGACUCUAAGCUGGAAAAGAGCUUACUCAUCCCAUUCAGGGAGAUCAAGGUUGAGUGUACAAUUCCCAAAGAUGAUGGUACUUUGGCAUCAUUUGUUGGAUUUAGGGUGCAGCACGACAAUGCUAGAGGCCCUAUGAAGGGAGGAAUUAGAUACCACUCUGAGGUUGAUCCAGAUGAGGUAAAUGCCUUAGCACAAUUAAUGACAUGGAAGACAGCUGUAGCAAACAUUCCAUAUGGAGGAGCUAAAGGGGGUAUUGGAUGUAGCCCAGGAGACUUGAGCUUAUCUGAGCUUGAAAGGCUCACCCGAGUUUUUACACAAAAGAUACAUGAUCUCAUUGGGGUUCACACUGAUGUUCCAGCACCGGAUAUGGGAACCAAUGCACAGACAAUGGCAUGGAUACUUGAUGAGUACUCAAAAUUCCACGGCUACUCUCCUGCAAUUGUAACUGGAAAACCUGUUGAUCUGGGUGGAUCUUUGGGUAGAGAUGCAGCUACUGGAAGGGGAGUCCUUUUUGCAACAGAAGCGCUGCUGGCAGAAUACGGAAAGGGCAUUUCAGGCCAACGAUUUGUAAUCCAGGGGUUUGGCAAUGUUGGUUCUUGGGCAGCUCAACUUAUCACCAAAGCUGGUGGAAAAGUUGUUGCAGUCAGCGAUGUCACAGGAGCAAUUAAGCACAGCAAUGGUCUAGACAUAGAGAACUUACUUAAGUAUUCUGUCAAAAAUCGUGGUAUCAAAGGUUUCAGUGGUGGUGAUGCAAUUGAUUCCAACUCAUUACUAACUGAAGAUUGUGAUGUUCUCAUUCCAGCAGCACUUGGUGGUGUCAUCAACAGGGAAAAUGCAAAUGACGUUAGGGCCAAGUUCAUAAUUGAGGCAGCUAACCAUCCAACAGACCCAGAGGCUGAUGAGAUUCUAUCAAAAAAAGGAGUAUGUAUUCUGCCAGACAUACUUGCAAAUUCAGGCGGAGUUACUGUCAGUUAUUUUGAGUGGGUUCAGAACAUCCAAGGAUUCAUGUGGGAUGAAGAGAAGGUCAACUCUGAGCUGAAGACUUACAUGACCAAAGGCUUCAAACAUGUGAAGGAGAUGUGCAAGACCCACAACUGUGACCUCCGAAUGGGAGCCUUCACUCUUGGAGUCAACCGAGUUGCCAGAGCAACUCUCCUCCGAGGCUGGGAAGCAUAAUUAUACAAAAUCCGCCUUGCCCCGAUGCGAAAUUAAUAAAUGUUUGGUUGAUUUACGCUUGGUCUAUGUAAUAUUAUGAGCAGGAUAUUUUCUGCAUUUAUGAUUGAACUCUAAUUUUCUGACAACUGAUAGGGGUUCCAUUUCUGAGUCAUAUAAUGGAGAUAUACUGAAGGGUGAGUUCAGAGUUAUGGGUAGGUUGGUGCCAUUCAGCCUGCUACCGCAUAAAAUGCAAUCAUAGUAACAUUUAUUUCUUUUUGAGUUUA